GGGCUGUGGGGCUUGACUUUGACUUCCUUGUUUGAUAUGGCUUGCAAUGUGGCUCGCGGUCUUGAGCGCAGCGUCCUUGCCCAGGUUAUUAUGAAUGCUUAAGAGCUGUGAAAAAUAAUAGGAAGCUAUUUUUUAUAGUAAGGUUAACUUUAAAUUAACUAAUGCACCUAAUUCUUUCUAAGAGAUACAAAUCCGAGCCGAAUCUAAAUUACCCAAUCCGAUCCAAUCCAUUUUGACGUCUGCUCGUGCGCGCAGUGAGAGUUCCACAUGGAGCACGAUAGCAGGGACGUUUCGUAGGGAGGGCUGGUAGUCCGGCGUUACCCGUGUGACAUCGGUCAAUGUUAGCUGUUCAGCAAGUGUACUCGUCCACACUGUGCCCGGAUCGCCGAAGAUCAGGUUUUUAUAGAGCUAUCAGCGCUGUGAAAGUGGUAUUUUAAUCUGACAGUUGCGGCGCGUUCCGCUCAGGGCCGACAUUAGGCCUAUUCUUUCAUUGUGAAUCAGCCACGUUGGACUAUUUAUUUUUUUUUAUAAUUUAAAGCCAGUAUGGCUUCCACUGGGUAUAACCUGGAGGAAUCGAACGCGGAUAGGAAUGUGGAAAUUUGGAAGAUCAAGAAGCUCAUCAAGAGCUUGGAGGCUGCUCGCGGAAAUGGCACGAGCAUGAUCUCACUGAUCAUCCCUCCGAAGGACCAAAUAUCUCGGGUAUCGAAAAUGCUGGCCGACGAGUUCGGAACGGCGUCCAACAUCAAAAGCCGGGUGAACCGGCUGUCAGUGCUGGGGGCCAUCACGUCGGUACAGCACCGGCUAAAGUUGUACACGAAAGUGCCGCCGAACGGCCUGGUGAUCUACUGCGGCACGAUCGUGACGGAGGAGGGCAAGGAGAAGAAGGUGAAUAUCGACUUCGAGCCGUUCAAGCCCAUCAACACGUCGCUGUACCUCUGCGACAACAAGUUCCACACGGAGGCCCUUUCGGCGCUGCUGGCGGAUGACAACAAGUUCGGCUUCAUAGUGAUGGACGGCAACGGGGCGCUGUUCGGCACGCUGCAGGGCAACACACGCGAGGUGCUCCACAAGUUCACGGUGGACCUGCCCAAGAAGCACGGGCGCGGCGGGCAGUCGGCACUGCGUUUCGCCCGCCUGCGCAUGGAGAAGCGGCACAACUACGUGCGCAAGGUGGCCGAAGUGGCCACAACGCUGUACAUCAGCAACGACCGGCCCAACAUUGCGGGCCUCAUUCUGGCGGGUUCGGCCGACUUCAAGACUGAGCUGAGCCAGUCGGACAUGUUUGACCCCCGGUUGCAGGUGAAGGUGCUCAAACUGGUGGAUGUGUCGUACGGCGGCGAGAACGGCUUCAACCAGGCCAUUGAGCUGUCGGCGGAAGUGCUUUCCAACGUCAAGUUCAUCCAGGAGAAGAAGCUGAUUGGCCGCUACUUCGACGAAAUCUCGCAGGACACGGGCAAGUACUGCUUUGGCGUGGAGGACACCCUCAAGGCCCUAGAAAUGGGUUCGGUCGAGAUCCUCAUUGCCUGGGAGAACCUGGACAUUGUGCGCUACCUGCUCAAGAACCACACGAGCGAUGAGGAGCGUAUCCUGCACCUGACGCCCGAACAGGAGAAGGACAAGAGCCACUUUGUUGACCGGGACACGGGUGUCGAGCUGGAGCUCGUGGAGUCCAUGGCCCUGCUUGAGUGGCUCGCCAACAACUACAAGAACUUUGGUGCCACGCUAGAGAUCAUCACGGAUAAGUCGCAGGAAGGUUCCCAGUUCGUCAAGGGCUUCGGCGGCAUUGGGGGUAUCCUGCGCUACCGCGUGGACUUCCAGAGCCUCGAGGUGAAUGACCUAGUGGAUGACUUUGACCUGGACGACCUCUAGGUUGCAGGACCCUUCCUUAUGCCGUUUACUCUGUCGGGUGCUCUCUUCCCGUCAGGGAUCGGAGCACCACUAUGCACAAUGAGCGUCCUUCUGUUGGUUUUUGUAACGCACAAAUGAUGACCAGUUGGAGGAUCGCAGCACAGUGGCCAGUGUUGCUGCAGCCUUGUAGAUGGGAGCUCUGCUACGGUUGAGAGAAAUGCAUUAAAGGAGUUGGAAGCCCUCUGGACGUGUCUCGGCGGUUGUGGCAGCUGCCCGGCUCGGGGCGACGAGACUGCUGGGUCCCUUCCCUUUGCUUGCUGUGCCACACCUUUGGGGGUCAUUGUAGGUGUGGUGCCAAGCGUGGACGGCGAGAUUUCCUUUUUUUUAUUUUGCUCCGACAGCUGCCUCUAUUGCUUGUGGCCUUGAUGUCAUGUUGGGGGCAUCUGGUGUGUGGGAGGCCGAGGGAUGGUCAGUCUCAAGGAAAUUGCGAAUGGCACAUUUUAUAGUUAAAUUGACGAGCCUGCGGGCUCUGAGGGGUACAUGGGAUGUCUGUGCUAUUUUUGUGUGCUGUUGUUGCGUGUGACUGACAGAUAGUCUAUGAUAGGAGGGAAGUCCAUUUGGUCACAGACAAAGGACUUCCCUCCAUAUCAGACUCCGCCUUUUUAGUUGUGGUUUUGGGAGUGGUCGCUUGUAUGCAGGGUGACACUUAGUUCAAAGGUUUCCUGGAUAUUUUUGCCUGUACAGGUUCUGCUUGAAUGUUCUGUGCAUGCAACAUUGACUAGCUUUUGAUGGUCUUUGCACCUUGACUCACGGGAUGUAGGCGUCCAAGGCUCGCCACUUGUAACAUUUGCUUCGGUACUGUUUUGGUUAUAUAAUUUUUUUGCAGUCAUUUCAGUUCUACUUUGUUGCAUUUUUUGGGUAUGUGGCUAUAUCAUCUGUAUCCCCUUACACUUGCUCUACUACUUAGGUGAGUUUUGAAGCAUUCCAAUUAAGCAUAUAUUUGUUCCCUUAGUUUGCAUACCAAUAAAUUGUUUGACUGUGGGGCUCUGCUAGGAAUAUUUUACAUAAAGAUUUACAGAAACCAACUUCUGAGUCAAGAAAGAACCGUGCUGUUUUUCUUUAGGAAAGAUAGAAAGUCACCGAUCAUAAUAAUUUGGUAUAACUUUCAAAGCCAGUUGUCUGGCCUCUUGCAACUCCCUUACUUAUCUGCGUGACAAUGCUUGAAGCAUUCUUUCGCCCAUAUGCUUGUGCUAAAGAGUGUUUCUAGCGAAGCAAGUGCAGAUAUGGUCUGUUCAUAUUCAAUUCCUUUGCAGUCACGUGGUCUGCUCGAAAUGACACUUUUAUUGCAGCUGACUUUGGGCAGUGAAUUUUAUUAGCGUGCUGGUAAUGUUCAGCCAUGACCUCUAUCCCUGUGUGUGAGCAUGAUGUUGUUAGUGUGCUCAUCUAAGGAGUUGACUCCAGCACUAAUACUUGAGUUUAAGUUCAACUACUUAAAAGGGAUGCUGAACCGAAAGUUGGAGCUUGCAAAACAAGACUGGAGCGAUGGGCGGGACGCUGCAAAACCCAAAAACAUCACUCGUACAGCAAUAUCUCUAAUGGAUAGCUGUUUUUUUUUUGGAAAAGAAGUAUGCAAUUGCAUACGGCCGAUGAGCAUGUGACGUCACGAUUCUCAUCUCCCCUCCCAUUCGCUUCGUCCCAUCGAGCAGGUGUACCGAAGCGAGGCCAUUUCCCCUCAUUCUCAAUUGUUCCAGGAGGAUUGUGAUGUCCUAGUCCUCGCUUGAUUGUGCCCUUUUCCGAAAAUACGACCAUCCGUUUGAGGUGUCAAUGUAUGAGUGAUGUUCUGGAGUUCGUAGCGUCCUGUUCAACGCAGUUCUGUGGCCUUAUUUUGCAAAAUCCAAAUUUCGGUUCAGGAUCCCUUUAAACAAGCACAGGUUACUUUCGGAGUGGAGCUAUUAAAGCAGCCCAAAUUUUUAUUUUACUGAAUGCUGUUCGGAACGAAUUCUUGACGUUUGUGACCUAUGAAAGAGCAUGCGGUUUCCUUUCCACGCACAAGCAGUAGCCACUCCUCCGACUUGCAGCCAGAACAAGCGUUCAUGUGAUAACUAUGCGGUGGGGUGGGAAAUGCAUAGGGCACUUGCUGUGCUCUGACAUGGUUAAGUUUGGGUGUCACGCCAGCGAUUGGCCAGAAGCUCCUACCAAAACGUCCAGCGAGGCGUUGAUUGCGGCCAGGUGGAGUGCUCGUUCCAAGUUAUGAACUGCAUUUGUCUAUGUUGUCGCACUGGAGUAAUUAGUCUCCAUGACUGUUUGCGAGAAUUGUGAAGGUACAAGGAAAUCCUCUACUCUUGAAAUUGCACCAUAACAGAGAAGCUUCUGGCUGUAAUGGUGUGGGCAAGCACUUCUAUAAAAUGCAUAACAUUCAGACCGAAUAUCAUAUCUAUAACCGAUUGCAUUAUGUCCAUAUGAUAUGAAGGAAAUGCCAGUACCUAAUGCCUGUGCUGCCAGUGCUUAAAUUAUUGGGGACAUCUAACGGAUCAUGUUUUUGUGUAAUUAUAUGGCUAAUCGGAGCUGCUGUCACUUUGAAGUAUGUUUUGAGUUGCGCACCCAGAGUGGUAUCGGGCCUGAAAAACUGUUUGCUAAAACUUCCUAUUGGGAUUCAUUAAUGUGUUUUGAGCACUUUGUGCUGCCAAUAUUUUUGUAUACUACGUAGCACAACAUGGCCAAGACAAAUGAUUGUAAGCUUUC
Messenger RNA from Ixodes scapularis (black-legged tick), 4590 nucleotides. It is a transcript of the gene eRF1, whose product is annotated as eukaryotic peptide chain release factor subunit 1. The record is from RefSeq and is a predicted model, not a curated record. Gene Ontology annotation, molecular function: translation release factor activity, codon specific; sequence-specific mRNA binding. Bases 544 to 1869 code for a protein of 441 amino acids. NCBI's taxonomy places the organism in Eukaryota, Metazoa, Arthropoda, Arachnida, Ixodida, Ixodidae. The transcript is spliced from 4 exons. Gene Ontology annotation, cellular component: cytosol; translation release factor complex. Gene Ontology annotation, biological process: cytoplasmic translational termination.